AAUGGUCCGCUCUCAGCUUACUAGAGCGAGUGAGUGAGCGAAUGCAGUCGUCUGUUGUUAUGCGGAAGGGAAAAGGGGGAUUGCUAACAGAUAUGGGGGGACCAAAAUACAGACACAUACUGACAAAGUGGAUGCUGCAAAAUCCAUUUGCAGUUGCUUUUCAUCAUUACGUUUUUUGUUGCUAUAGUUGGAGCCGGUCCGUUUGCUAUAAGCCACAACAAAAUUGAAUGUGAUCGACGAACAUACGAAUUGUAACCGAAAAUAGCAACAGAGCAGAGCAGAGUUUAACCAAAAAAGUUAAAAAAGCGAAGGCAUAACGAAAACGCGAAAGUUAAAAACAAAACUAAGAGAAAUCAAGAGUGAAAGGAGACGCACAGGGUACAGAUAAUUAAAUCGCCCAAAUAGACUUUUGUCUGAAUACCGCCAAUCCGUACGCAUUCAGAGUAAAACGCUUGGCAUAGCAGACGCGUGCGUCCAUAGGUAGCUGCUUGUUUUGGUCAUAGAAGGUGAAGAACACAACUCUGACAGUUGUCAGUUGCAUUGGAAUUUCGCGUAACGCACUGGCAAGAACGUCAAUCAACCGUAGUAGCAGCCGUUGUCGUUGCAGAGAAAAUGACGUUUUAUCAGCGGUCAAUAGGCGCAGCAGCAAUAGAAACAUUUCAAGCAACAUAUUUGUAAACUCAUUUAUAAAUAGACGACGACGACGACGACAAGAACGUAUAGAAUUCGCCAAAUACGCAAAACGAGCAGAUUGGUUUUGUGUUUUAUUCGGGAAAUUUUGAAUAUCUGAAGUACCACGGAGCAAAGAAGCAAAGCAAGCAGUUAGUUGCAGUCAAAGGCAAAUAUAGAGAUAUUGGCAGAGGCAGUGAGAAAAAGGCGCGUCAUUGCACGCAAUAGAAUCCAGUGCAGCAGAGAGUGACAGUCAAGCAACACUCUCCUCAUACACCGCUCGACAAGCUGGCGGUAUAGUUUUCCUCCCUCUUUGUUAGUGUACGCGCUCGUGUAUAUAUGUAUGGCACAGCUUGUUGAUGAUGCUAUUGCAUCCAUAAUUCGCGUAUAAAGCAACUCAACGCAAAUCUAGUAUAGAAGUUUGGAAAAGAAAUUGAAUUGAAUACGAGCAGCAGAAGUUUAGAAAUUUUGGAUUUUUACGGCUAAUACAAGAUGAAGCGACGCAAUGCCGACUGCGGCAAACUACGACGACCAAUAAAGCGUAAUAAAAUUACAGAAGGCAUGUAUGGCAGCGCAACUGUCCUGUACAUGAAAUUCCUUGUACUUUGGGCCAUUGUGAUAACCGCCGAUUUUAUGUUUAUGUUUCGUUUCGAGUUUUUAUGGCCUUUUUGGCUACUUUUACGAUCGGUGCAUGACUCAUUUAAAUAUAAAGGAUUGGCAUUUUCUGUGUUAUUCGUAUGCAUUGCAAUAACAUCCGAUUUGGUAUGUUUGUUUUUUAUACCAGUGCACUGGUUGCUAUUCGCAGCGAGCACUUACGUCUGGGUGCAGUACGUAUGGCAUACAGACAAGGGCAUAUGCUUGCCUACAAUAAUACUUUGGAUGCUCUUCGUUUACCUAGAAGCAGGCAUCAGAUGGAAGGAUGCACGUCACAUGCCGCAUUUGGAUCUGUGUCGUCCCUUCGCCGCGCAUUGUAUUGGCUAUCCGGUGGUCACACUGGGCUUUGGCUUUAAAAGCUACAUAGGCUAUCGAAUGCGACAGCGUAAACAACGUGAAGUUGCGAAAGAGAAUGAAUUUUAUAUGCAAUUAUUGCAACAAGCCCUGCCACCGGAGGAAACAACAGACGAUCCAGCGACGACACAACUGCCUGCUGUUACCGGUGCCACAUUGCCGGCGGUAACCGCUGGUCCCGGUAGUAGCAGUGUGCCAACGGCACAAAAUGCACAAAUCUCCUCCGCUUCUUCCCAUGCGACAGCAGCAGUGACGGCGGCAAUUAGCAACGCAUUAAAUGCAUCCAACAGCUCCAUCACCACAAAUUCAACCACAUCAGCUGCUUGUAGUGCGCUCGCAACGGCGAAUGGUUUGCUCGCAUCAGCGGCAGCAGCAGCCACAGCAGCGGCUACAGCAGCAGCAGCGGCGGCAGCUGCAGCAACGUGUAGUAGCAAUAGUACGAAUAUAAGUACGCAAGCACAAAACCAUCAUCAUCAUAAUCAUCAACAACAAAAUCAUAAUCAUCAUCAACAGCAGCAGCAGCAAAGCCAUCAUCAUAAUAAUCACAAUCAAGUGUCGGCAUCCACGUCGUCACCGCUCGAUCAUCACAACAGCCACAGUAAUGCCAAUAGUAGUGGAGCAAGUGGUGGUAUUGGUGGUAGUGGUAGUAAUAGUGGGGGUGGCGGCGGUGGCAAUUAUAAUAUUAGCAGUUUAUUGGCAAAUGUAGCAGCAGCAGCAGCGAACGCGUCAACUGGCAUAGGUGGUGCGUCCGCAACGCUUGUUGAUGAUAAGAAUUACUUACAAAUUAACAGUGGCGGCGGCGCUUCCAUAGCAGCAACAGCAGCAGCGGCAAUUACUAAUGGCAAUAACGCUGGUUCUAAUGCUGGUUUUGGUGGUGGUAGUAGUGGUGCCACAUCUAAUGGUCACAUUGGUGGCAAAAGCCACCGUCGCAGCAUGGAUAAAGAGAAUAAGGGCAGGGGCAGCGGCGGUGGCGGUGCGGGUGAUGCAGAUUCCAAACAUAACAAGACCAACAACAACAACAAUAGCUUUCAAGCGGCUGCGGAUAGCGUCAAUGGCAGCAACAAUAAUCCCGGAAAAGAUCGUAGCGAUUGGGAGACGGGCAGUAAUUGUCAGGUGCAUCCGACGCAUCAUCAGCAAACAAAAGAGAAAAGUGAUGAUCACCGGACGUCGAAGAAACCCAAUUCACAUAGCACUUCCGGUGCGACGUCGCCAACGGCGAAUGGCAAUGUUUUGCAGUAUGACGUCGAUGAUGUUGUAGUGGAGCCAGUCGAACGCACUAAAGGACGUCGCAACCGUGCACGCAAGGAUAAUGCUUCCAAGGACAAUCAUCACAACAAUUCGCAUAAUAACAGCAGCAAUGCGAACAACUCCAAUUCUCACUCGCAGAAUCAUCAUCAACAAAGCAACAGCAACAACAACAACACUACUAGCAGCACCAGCAGCGGCAACAGCAAAGAUGCUACAACAACUCAAAACCAUAAUGGUACUAGUAAUCACAACAACUCCGAUGCCUCAUCGGUAUCUUCAUCCACCUCAUCAGCCAGUUCCACAUCAUCUUCAUCAUCGUCCGGAGCGUCGGCUUCAGCCUCGUCCACCAUCUCGCAUAUAGCCUCAAAAGUGGUCUCAAAAAUCUGUGAAUCAUGUCUCAAACUCGAAGCGGACGUUAAGAAGUACCGCGCGGAAUUGAGUCACAUGAAGCAAAUCGAAAAUGAACUGCGUCAGAAGCUCGAGUCGAAUUUGACUACGAAAUCCUGUUUGCAGGCCAAACAGAAAGAGUGCGACGAGUUGGAGAAACGCAUACAGGAGCUCACGAAUGGCCGGCACGCCGAUAUGCUGCAGCUGCAGACAAUCGAGCGACGCUUGGCGGAGGAGCGUCGCCAAAAGCAGUCGCUAGACGCACAAUUGAAUAACGAGAAGAAAGCCCGCAAAAUUGCCGAAGAGAAGGCCGCUCGGCCGGAAUGUAGUACGCAAUGCAAGCAACGUAAGCAGCAAAUGGACGAAGAGAUCAAGCAGCUGCGGCGCGAUCUGAAAUUAGCCGAGGAGGCGAAACAGAUGGCCGAACAGCAUGGUCGCAAAUGGGAGCAGGAGUUGCGCAUGUUCGAGGCUGAGAUACGUAAUCGGGAUUCAGCGCAGCCUGGCACAGAGAUGCUGAUGAAUGCAUUGGCCGCGAUACAGGACAAGAACUGUACGCUCGAAAAGAAUCUUUCAGCCGAGACGAGAGUUAAGCUGGACUUAUUCUCAGCUCUGGGCGACGCCAAGCGGCAACUGGAGAUAUCGGAAAGUCGCCGUCGCGCCAAGGAGGAUGAAGUGCUUGAUUUAAAGGCGAAAAUAGCUCAAUUGCUCUGCGUCAUGCCCACAGAUCAACUGCUGCCUGCUUGCGGUUCGGCCAGCGCUAGUUCGAUGUUACGCAUGAAUGAUACGCCACCGCUGCAAACAGGUCCCGGACCAGCUUCGCCGAUGCUCAGCAGUCUCAGUGCUGCAGCAGCGGCGCAACAAGUUGCGGCGGCGGCAGCAGCAGCAGCAGCAGUGGCCGGACAUCCGCUGUCGGCACGCGUCGGUCCACAGAAUUCAGUGGCCGAUUAUGGUGUGCAGCAAGCGCCGUCCGAUUACGUAACGGCUCAACAUCAGCACCAGCAGCAUCAGCAGCAGCUCCAUCAACAGCAGCAGCAACACCAACAGCAUCAGCAGCAGCAACAACAACUGCAUCAGCAACAACAGCAGCAGCAUCAACAUCAACAGCAUCAGCAUCAACAACACCAGCAGCAGCAGCAGCAGCAACAACAGCAACAGCAAGUGCCCGUUUCAGUGGCCACGGCUGUGUUUGUGUCGGCGUCUUCUCCAGGCGGCAGCGGUGGUGGUGGUAGCAGCGGCUCUAGCCUCGACCCUAAUGCGACUGUAUAUACGCCGAAAGGUGGGCCAGGUGCACCGGGUAGCGGUGGUGUUGGCGUGUCGGUGGGUGGCGCUGGUGAUGCCUGACAACACCCUGCAUCCGCAGGCACCGUUAGCCAUUUGAUGCGACGUAACGUUUGAGAUUGAGAUUAUUAUUUAAGUUAUUGAUGCAUCCUCAAUAGACACUGCAAGAUAAACAAAAACAUCCGCAGAAAAAACAUCUAAUAUAAAUAGAACUAUUUGCAAGAUAUUUUAAAAAACAUUUAAAGCGUGUGCUGGCGGUAAUUUGGUUGGUCGGUGAACGUUUGAGGCGGGCAUCAGCUUGCCAGCCAAUAGCAGCGGUCAGAGCAAGUGCAAAUCACUGCAGAUGAAAAAAUUGAUAAACAAAAACAAAAAAAAAAAGAAUUAUUACAGAGCAAAUGAUAAACACUCAACAACAACAACAACCAACAUGAACAUGGACAUGAAAAUGCAAA
Molecule: messenger RNA, 5042 nt
Organism: Anastrepha ludens (Mexican fruit fly)
Lineage: Eukaryota; Metazoa; Arthropoda; Insecta; Diptera; Tephritidae
Product: macoilin-1
Exons: 11
Coding region: 1162-4653 (1163 amino acids)
Biological process (GO): chemotaxis; neuronal signal transduction
Cellular component (GO): rough endoplasmic reticulum membrane; nuclear membrane
Molecular function (GO): microtubule binding
Source: RefSeq, a predicted model, not a curated record